Ochlerotatus camptorhynchus is the source of this 3414-nucleotide messenger RNA. RefSeq names its product synaptic vesicle membrane protein VAT-1 homolog-like. Gene Ontology annotation, molecular function: oxidoreductase activity. NCBI's taxonomy places the organism in Eukaryota, Metazoa, Arthropoda, Insecta, Diptera, Culicidae. The coding region runs from base 497 to 2011 and encodes 504 amino acids. The record is from RefSeq and is a predicted model, not a curated record. The transcript has 9 exons.
UUCACUUUGAAUUUUCGUAGCGUUCAGUUCAGCGUGGAAAAGCCAGAGGCUCAAAUCGUCCAUUAGCUCACCUUGUUGUAUAUCCCGUGUGUCUGUUGUACUGUAGGCGUUGUUAGGCGUUAAUAUAUUUUUCCGUAGCUCCAGAGAGUGCUUGGAUCGUUGCAGAUUCCUUGUUGACAUUCGAGUCAGUUGCGAGAGCAGUGCGUUGUGUCGGUUGUAAGCAUAAAGCCGUGUGGAGUUCGGUUACAAUUUUCACCAUCGUGUGACAAAAUAUAAAGCAGAGAGUGAAAAGUGAGCUGUUGUUUUACCACAGUGUGCAGCGUGUUUAAGCCCCCGGCAAUCAGGAGAAAUUACAUAUGCUAUAGGAGCUUCACCGGUUCCCGAGCAAACGCAGAACUCCGCUGAAAUCACCAGAGGAGCAAUUCCAGCACCCACGCCGCCAGAAACGUUUCUUCGCUGCGUUUGAAAGACAAACGUUUCCACGAACCCAAUCAAAAUGACCGAAACUACCGAAGCUCCAGCAGUUGUCGCCGAGGUUAAGACCCCCUCGCCCACGAAUGAAAAUGCGGCACCGGCGGAGGUGGCAGUCACCACCAACGGACACGCCGAAGAUCAGCCAGCCGCAGCGGAACAGAAAUCCACCGAGGAAACCAAUGGAACGACGGCCGACGACAAAGCCAAAUCCGAACCCAAGGAGGACGUUCCACCGCCGAAAGAGAUGCGUGCCGUCGUGCUGACCGGUUUCGGUGGAUUCAAGAACGUCAAGAUCCUGAAGAAGCCAGAACCGGCCCCGCAGGCUGGAGAGGUGCUGAUCCGGGUGAAGGCAUGUGGCCUCAACUUCCAGGACUUGAUGGUACGUCUGGGAGCCAUCGAUUCGCCGCCGAAGACACCAACCAUCCUGGGCUUCGAGUGUGCCGGUGAAAUUGAAGCCGUCGGAGAAGAAGUCGAAGGAUUCAAGGUCGGAGACCGUGUCGUUGCGCUGCCGGAAUUCCGCGCCUGGUCCGAACUGGUCGCCGUCCCGACCAAGUACGUGUACCACAUUCCGGACGAGAUGACAUUCCAGGACGCGGCAGCCAUCGUGAUGAACUACCUGGUCGCGUACAUCCUCAUCUUCGACCUGAUCUCGCUGCGGGAGGGCAAGUCCAUCCUGCUGCAUUCCGUCGGAGGCGGUGUGGGUCAAGCCGUCGUCCAGCUUGCACGCACCAUUCCGAAUGUAACCAUCUUCGGUGUUUGCUCCAAGGGUAAGCACGAAGCCCUGGCUGCCACAGGAUUGAUCGAUCACCUGAUCGACAGAACCGACUAUGUCAAUGAAGUUAGAAAGAUCACAACCGAGGGUGUCGACGUGGUCAUGGACUGCCUGUGCGGCGAGGAAUGCAGCCGAGGUUACGGACUGUUGAAACCCAUGGGCAAGUACAUUCUGUACGGAUCGUCCAAUGUCGUCACAGGAGAAACCAAGAGCUUCUUCAGCGUUGCUCGUUCGUGGUGGCAGGUGGACAAAGUGUCCCCGAUCAAGCUGUUCGACGAGAACAAGAGUUUGACCGGCUUCAAUCUGCGACACCUGCUGUAUCAGCAGGGUGGAUCGGAGUACGUUCGUUCCACCGUUGAGAAGAUCUUGGCUCUGUGGAAGGACGGUAAGGUCAAGCCGGUGGUAGACAGCGCCUGGGCUCUGGAAGAUGUUGCUGAAGCCAUGCAGAAGAUGCACGACCGCAAGAACAUCGGCAAGUUGGUGCUGGAUCCGGCUAUGGAACCGAAACCGAAACCAGCUACCCCGGCCAAGACCAAGUCGAAGAAGCAGGCCAGCGAAGACAAGAGCAGCAAAAAGGAUAAGUCUUCGGAAAAUGGUGACGAGAAGAAGGAUGAUGAAGGAAAGUCCAACGGUGAGGGUGGAGAUGCUGCCGCGGGUUCUGCUACCACCCCAGAAGCGGUGAACGGUGACAGCGCGGAGAAGAAGGAAGAACCGGCUGCUACCAAUGGGGAUGCUACGGAAAGUGAGAAAAAGGAAUCGAGUUGAACAGCUUAAGAUAGUCAAGCUCAAAUGAAGAAUCAUGCCGCCAACCAGAAAACAACCAUCUUUACACAUCAACAUCUAGGUACCAGCAACAUCCCAGCAAGUUUGAAUCGAAUCAGAAUAAUCCGUGGAAUCCACUUCUUCAGAAAUGAAGUGUUUAGUAUCAUCACCAUUAAGCUAUCCGAUGUGCAGCUGAUUCCCAUACUUGAUAUAAAAUCCGUUUUUUUUUCGUUUUCCCACAAACUCCUUUGAAAUUUCAGAUGAAUGAACUUUAGGACGACAGCGACGUUCUUCUAUUUUUUUUUUGCUUUACGUGAAUCAUCCUUCAGAAUAAUCUGAUCAGCACAGUGCGGUCAGUGAGAAGUGAAAGAAAAUCAAAUAAUUCAAGCAAAGAGUGCGAGAAAUAAAAAGAGGCGAAUGAGAGAGUGUGUGCGCGAGAACAUGCAUCCUGAGUUAUGUUUUUGUCUGAAAUUUUUCUCCGGUUUAUAUUAUUGCAAUUAAGUGAUGUCUCACGAUCUCGUUUAACAAAUCCCGUCAGUUUGUAGUUCAGUUACAGUUAAAUGCUAAAAAGUAACAAUUGUUAGCACUAAGCUACCGAGUAAGCACUUUAAGCGAAACAAUACCGAACAAAUGUAAGCCUCGAAAAUGUUGAAGGUUUCAGGAUGCAAACGCAAAGCUACACCAGUUUGUGCACAUACGCAUACAAGUUCACAGCCAAACAACACACUCAUACACACAAACACACACACACAUUGAUCUAUGAACACCUACUAAAAAACGAGAUUCAGAUUUCAUCCCAAUUCAUCACGCUCACACAUCAAGAGAACAAAAUUUAGCACAAAUGAUUACACCAUAUAGUUUUUUUUCCUUCAGUUGGUUAGUGUUUAUUAGUAGUAAAACGAUUUAUUUAUCGUCUUGAUUUGAAUACACCGGACAACACAGUACGAGCGAGUAGGAGCCAUCAAAAUUAAUCGAUUUUUUUUAAACUAUGUGUCAUUUAAUAUUGUAAUAUUUAAAUAUAAAUAUAUGUAUGUUUAAAUCCUAUGUAUAACAAAGAAGGACGAAUUGAUUGAUUUAAAAGCAUAUAUUAGAUUCUUUAUUAUGAGAAUGAUUUUUCAUUUCCUUAAAGUAAAUGUUUAUUUUUACAAGUAAAAGAGAAAACAAAAGCAGAUCGAUUAUACUCUGUUGGAAAGGAAAGGAAAGGAAAAAGUGAGCAAUGUCAUACAUUCUAAUUAGCUAAAGCAUGCAAUUUUAUAUUUCCACCGUUCGGCUCGAUCGCUACAUUCAUCUUAGGCGCUAUUAGUGGAACAAAAAAUCCAUUACUAGCGAGAUAUUUUUGUCUUCUUUUGUAUAAAUUUUUAAAAUAUUUUUAUUUUAUAAUACAUUUGACAUUUGAUUGAAGAUAA